AUCAGACCUUCUCCUCAUGCGCAUGCGCACAUGGCGCUUUUACUUCCAGAGAGCCUUCGGGUUUGUGUGUUGUUGAACAAAACAAAAAUAGCAAAAAUUUAGAUAGUAAACACGAACAAGUUUGACUUUUUCUCGAACGUGGGAUCAGAUUCACGGACAAAGACUCGAUACAGACGUCUUCAUUGGUCUGUUUUCACCUUUUUCUUGGCCUUUUUCUGCGACCCGUUCGGACGCUACUGUGAACGAGACGACAUCAAAUAUGGACUUUUCAUCCAAAUGGAUUUUAGAUAUUCGUGACGCACAUUCGAUAUAAACGUUUGGGGACUUUCUUUCUGUAUGUAGAUGGUAUUUAGCGACUAUCUGGCCGCUAAUAUGAAGGAGAUGAUCGGGGGUUGCUGUGUUUGUUCUGAUGAGAGAGGCUGGGCCGAGAAUCCUCUGGUUUACUGCGACGGACACGGCUGUAAUGUCGCCGUGCAUCAAGCUUGUUAUGGAAUUGUCCAAGUCCCAACUGGUCCCUGGUUCUGCAGAAAAUGUGAAUCUCAGGAGCGAGCAGCACGAGUGAGAUGUGAGCUUUGUCCACACAAAGACGGAGCUCUGAAAAGGACCGACAAUGGUGGCUGGGCUCAUGUGGUUUGUGCGCUCUACAUCCCAGAGGUGGAAUUUGCCAACGUCUCCACCAUGGAGCCCAUUGUUUUACAGUCCGUCCCUCAUGAGCGCUACAAUAAGACGUGCUACAUUUGUGAAGAGCAAGGCCGUGAGAGUAAAGCAGCCACCGGAGCCUGCAUGGCCUGUAACAAACAUGGCUGCCGCCAAGCUUUUCACGUCACUUGCGCUCAGUUUGCUGGUCUGCUGUGUGAAGAGCAAGGCUCGGAUGCUGACAACGUCAAAUACUGUGGCUACUGCAAGUACCAUUACAGCAAACUGAGAAGGAGCAAAGGCCGUGGUAGUAGGGCUCAAAGCUUAAGCGAUUCUUCCUCUCACUCUUUGGAUAAACACCAUGACAAGGAGAAGAAGAAGCAUAAAGAGCGAGAUCGUCACAAACCCAAACACAAAAAGUCUAUGGAGCUCUCGCCUUCCCUUGUUCCAGCCUUAAUGGUUACGUCAGAGAAGAGCUACAGCAGCAGCAGCGGAGGAAGUGUCUCCUCCAUCUCCUCGUCUCAAAAGCGUAUGGAUGACGGUGGCGCGCGGUUCACCACCGCCAACUUCCAGGAGGUGCCGUCUCACUCCAGUGCAAGCUCCAAAGAUGGAGGCUCUUCUGAAAGAGAGAGCAAGAGCUCAGAGGGGAAGAGUAAGAAAUCGAGCAGCCACUCGAGCUCCAGCUCCAGUUCAGGGUCACGGGGUCGCAAGUCGAACCCCAGCAAAUCUCACGGCCCCGUCGUGACCAUCGCUACAUCAUCCACUGUCCCAUCGUCGACAAGCCCCUUUCAGCAAGGUCUUAUGUUGGCCAGUGGGAGCAGUAAGACGUCCUCCAGCAGCUCGGUGGUUCAGCCCAGCUCCGACUUUAUCAGCUUUACCGAUUCUAACCUGAGGGGCGGAGACACGUACACUCAGCCCUCGUUCAGUCGCCUUGUAAAGGGCGGGGCCGAAAGCGGACCUUCUGAUGGAAUGCUGACCUUAAACACCUUUAGCUCUCUUGUGCCCCUCCCCCAAAGCUCAGGCUCCGCCUCCAGCUCCUCCAAGCAUUACGAAAACUCGCACUCUGGUGGCGGGGAGCUAGCGUCAGCCGGAUAUAAACGGCCUCAGCCUUCCUCUUCAUCUUCCUCUUCCUCAGCAGCUUCGUCUUCUUCCACGGGGGAGGAAGGAGUUAAGAAGAAAAAGAGAGGGAACUGGAGGAAUCGCUACGGGCCCUGCUUUACCACCACCCAGGAGAGCAAAACUCCAGAGGGGGUGGAGAUUAGUGGCACAGCUUUGCCUUCUUCCUCCUCACUGUCCCCUUCGUCUUCCUCCAUUGCGGUUAGAAAUAGCGGUCCUAGCAUUAGCAGCAGCAAUGCGACUGUGGGAGGAGUCGGAACGACCAGCUUGACCAAUCAGAAAUCUCCUUCUCUGCUCAGGAACGGUAGUCUCACCGUGAGCUCUCCACCUGCAGCGACAAUGACUUACUCCAGCAACAGUGAUGUAGCAGCCCCUCUGCCCAGUGCCGUGCUCGGUGGUAGUCUUGCUGUCUCAAGCUCAGAGAUUCCAGGCGCUUCGAUGUCAAACCUCACGUCUCUGCCUGCUCCUGCGCCCUUCACCAGCACCUCCUCCACACAUCUGCAGUCAAACUCAUUACCGGGAACCUUUAACCUGGCGCCGUCCCAUAUGUUCGGCAACCGGCUAAAUCCCAACUCUGCCAUGGCCGCUCUUAUCGCCCAGUCAGAGAAUUCUCCAGCAGAUCAGGAGCUGGGGGAUGGGGCUCUCGGCUUCUCCAGGCGAGGAACCCCACCGAAGGCGAACCUUUCCCCACGUUCUCCCUUAAGUGGACUGCACAUACGGUAUGACCCGUCAGGGCCUGUGGUGCCAGGAUUGGGCACUGACACGCUUCCACCGGUGGCCACCAGCAUCGAACAGCUGCUGGAGAGACAGUGGAACGAAGGCCAACAAUUUCUACUGCAGCAGGGAUCACAGGCAGAUGUGCUGGCCAUGCUGAAGUCUCUGCAUCAGCUGCAGAUGGAGAAUCGGCGUCUGGAAGAGCAGAUCAGAACCCUGACCAUGAAGAAGGAGCGACUGCAGCUGCUGAGCGCACAGCUCUCUGUACCAUUCACACACGUUAACAACGCCACAAGCUCCGCCUCCUCUCCACUCUACCACAGCAACACACACACAGACAUGCUGAACAGCAAGAGCAUUCAGCUAGGCAGCAGUGUUUUAACAGACUCCUCUCAACAUUUGCCCACUCAGGAUCUCCUGAUUGGUGGUCAUAGCAGCUCUAGCAGCACUUCCUCCCUCUCCACUCCUACCUCAGCAGCCCACAGCCCUCCUCAGCAACAGGUGAACGGCCUGAUGGGGGCGCUGCAGAGCCCCCAUGGGGCCAUGAGUGGCAUUGUGGGGGCUCUGAACGGUGUGAUUCAGUCCUCCAGCCCUCUCUCUCAUCCUUCCUCCAUCACCCCCAUCACUGGUGCCCUCAGCAACAGUAUUGUGACCACUGCGAAAACCAGUGCGGUGAAGCUCCUGACUGAGCAACAGAGGCAAAUUGUCCUCCAUCAGCAACAGCUGCAGCAGCUCAUCAAUUCCCAUUCCAUAUCGAAAAAAAAGUCUGUCUCUGUGUGUUUGCUCCAGGAGCAGCAACAGGCCUUGCUUUACCAGCUGAUGCAGCAGCAACACCAACAACAUGACCUGCAGCAGCUUUCCUCAACCCCGCUGCCCAUUAACAACCUGCUUCCUGCUGCUCAGGGUGCCAUCGCUGCCAACCCUUUUCUGGCUUUACACAAUGACAACAGCAGUCAGAAAGCUGCGAGGCUGGGUGAGAAAUCUGUGAGUGUCACAGGGCAGGAGAAAACCUGAGCAGGUGGAACAGGACUGCUGGAGGAGGCCUGCCGUCUCGGGAGCUAAGCAUCCCAUCAAAGCAGCUACAGACUGAUGCACACAAACACACACACACACACACACACACACACACACACACACACACACACAAAACUUGGCUGAAUAACUCAAGCUCUAACAUUGCACUGAAUUGGACUAAAUCACUUGCUGUAAAGGUUAGGGGCUUGGGGAACCACUUUUGGGGCAAAGGCAAACACACAUGCACAUGCACGCACACACACACACACACACUUCUAAGUGACAUAUUGGUGUGAAUCACUGUGGGGGGGAGGUGCUGAGUAAUCUUGGCUGGAGAAUAAAUGCAUCUGCCCACCACUGUUACCUCUUUACUUAAACUGGACUAGCUUAGGAAACAUUUAAAAAUGUUUAAAAAAAUGUUUGUUCGUGGGGGAAUUAAAUCUGAAGUGUUUAGUCCACCAUAAGGCCUUUGUCUCAGAGGGCCAAACAGGGACGCGCUGAUCCUGCUGAUCUCCUAAUAUGAGCACCUACCUCUCCGAGCCAAGACUGAAACAGUUAAAAUACCAGGACCGGUACCCAAGUGCCUGGCAUCUCCCUCCAUUCCCUCAUGCUGAGGAUACACACUGGAGACGCUGCCACUCUCGCUUCCUUUUUAUAUUUCGCUCAGUCUGGUUUUAGGAUGAAAUAUUGAAAAUUUCAAAAUAUCGCUACCAAUCACUGUCACUCAGGCAACACCAGAUUCUGAAAGCCUGCAUGUUGACCAGGCUCAGCUGUGUCAGAUUUACCUGGGCAUGUGCCGAUAUGAAAUCUCUAUCACGAUAAUUGCUUCAGUUUCUUUUUUUUUUCUUUACUUUGAUCACCUUUUAUUUACAAUAUUAUUGUGUUUCACUGAUCACACAAUGCUCUUUCACAAUAGUCCACAAUAAGGGCAUUCAGUGACCUCCGUCCUCACAAGUAGGACAAUAUUGUGUCCAGUAUUGUUCAUGUUCUAUAUCGUGAUAUAUCUCAAACCUGAUUAUCGGCACAUGCCAGCAAUUACCAUAUUUGUGCUGCAAUGAUUUCUUAAGCCAACUUUAUAUUCCUUCUGUUUUUUUAUUUAUUUGAGUUUGUUUUGUAAUGGGCACAAGAUAAUAUUUUAAAGCCCAGUUGUCUAAAACAUUUUUAUACUACUGUUCAAAAUUUGUCUCUUGUUUCCUUUGAAUCUUGUAAGACUUUUUUUGAUUAAAAUGUUUUGUGUUUGAGCAUAAAACCUACUUGGAUGGCUCAUUGUGUAAAUAUGGUCUUUUCUGUCUUCUGUGUUUGUUGUAUACGAUCAGAAUAAGCUGUUUAAAGUUUAGCUCAGCGCUUUUUUUUUUUAACUCCUUUUCAAUGUAAAUAAGUAUUUGUGUUCAUUUGACAGUGUGAAGGAUUUAUUACAGCUUAUUUGGUGUGUUGAGAUUGAAAUAAUUAACAAACAGGAAAAUAAUGAUGCAAGGUAAUUAAUUUAUUUUUAUAUGUACAGGGACUUUUUUUAAUUUUUGCAUUUAGUUGAUGUCGUUUUAUAUUCCUAUACAUAUUUCCACGUUUUCAUGUGUCUGUAUAGGUAAUUAUGCAAAACUCCUUAAAGUCUGUAUUUAAGAAUACCAAACGUGAGUCCUGCUUCGUACUGAUCGUAAGAAAUAUUAAACACAGAGACUGUAGCGUUAAGAUUUUUCAGUGAUUAAAAUUGUUUCACAAA
Molecule: messenger RNA, 5197 nt
Organism: Tachysurus vachellii
Lineage: Eukaryota; Metazoa; Chordata; Actinopteri; Siluriformes; Bagridae
Gene: mllt10
Product: MLLT10 histone lysine methyltransferase DOT1L cofactor
Exons: 21
Coding region: 343-3480 (1045 amino acids)
Biological process (GO): regulation of transcription by RNA polymerase II
Cellular component (GO): nucleus
Molecular function (GO): histone binding; nucleosome binding
Source: RefSeq, a predicted model, not a curated record